This is a messenger RNA of Erythranthe guttata (spotted monkey flower), 1610 nucleotides long. Its product is annotated as SGNH hydrolase-type esterase superfamily protein. The record is from RefSeq and is a predicted model, not a curated record. NCBI's taxonomy places the organism in Eukaryota, Viridiplantae, Streptophyta, Magnoliopsida, Lamiales, Phrymaceae. Gene Ontology annotation, molecular function: hydrolase activity, acting on ester bonds.
CUUUAAUUUCUAAUAUUUUUAUAUUUUUUGAAACCUAGUGUAAAUUAGUUUUUUCACUUAAAAAACAAUAGAUUUUUACUUAAAAUGCUAAUCGUGAUUGCGAUUUGUUCGGUUUCUUCCCCUAAUUGGCUAUUAAUUCCAAAAUGAUUAAAAGAGAGAGGAAAAUAAAAUUAAAUAAAUAAAGAAUUGGGAAGAAAAAACAAUCUGCAUGCUCAAGGGCAUUUCUGGAAAUGCAGCCUCUUUUAACCGUCUCAAAAUCCCGCCAUUAGAUAUCUCUCUCUCACUCUCUCUCUCUCUCUCUCUAGAACGACGAGAAUCAUGAAAUCCUCUGUACUCAAAAUCCUCUCAAUUCUCACAGCAAUCUUGUUUCUUGACCCGAUUACAGCUCUCGAAUUCCCACCAGAACUCAUUAACGCACUGUUCCCCGAUCUCACGAACACCGCCAACGCCACCCAAUCAACUCCGCCGCCGGCAGCACCGCCCCUCCCUUCUUCUCCGGCGCGCGCCCUGUUCGUAAUUGGGGAUUCUUCCGUCGACUGCGGCACCAACAAUUAUCUCGGCACUUUCGCCCGCGCCGACAGACCUCCGUACGGCCGAGAUUUCGAUACCCAUCUGCCCACCGGCCGCUUCUGCAAUGGAAGAAUUCCCGUCGAUUAUAUCGCAUUGCGGCUAGGGCUGCCGUUUGUACCGAGUUAUCUAGGUCAAACGGGUUCCGUCGAAGAUAUGAAACGAGGGGUUAAUUACGCUUCUGCCGGUGCUGGAAUAAUAUUUUCUAGUGGUUCUGAAUUGGGGCAACACAUCUCGCUGACUCAGCAAAUUCAGCAAGUUAUGGACACAUUCCAGCAGUUCAUUCUCAGCAUGGGAGAGGAUUCAGCACGAGAUCUAAUCGCAAAAUCGAUUUUCUACAUUUCGAUCGGAAGCAACGACUACAUACACUACUAUCUCCUAAACGCAUCUAACGUCCAAUCUCUGUAUCUACCUUGGAGCUUCAACCAAUUUCUAGCCGAGACGAUGAAGCAGCAAAUUCAGAAUCUGUACAAUGCAAAUGUGAGAAACGUGGUUGUAAUGGGACUUGCACCUUUGGGUUGCGCACCUUAUUACUUAUGGUUGUACGAGAGCGAAAACGGGAAGUGUAUAGAGAUGAUAAAUAACAUGAUAAUCGAGUUCAAUUUCGCUAUGAGGUCAUUGGUCGAGGAACUGAACCGGAACCUUCUAGAAGCAAACGUGAUUUUCUGCGAUGCGUUCGAGGGCUCCAUGGACAUAAUCAAGAACCACGAACGCUAUGGGUUUAAUGUGACGAGUGAUGCGUGUUGUGGAUUAGGGGAAUACGGGGGUUGGAUUAUGUGCAUUUCGUCUGAAAUGGCUUGUGUAAAUGCUUCUAAUCAUCUUUGGUGGGACCAGUUUCAUCCAACCGAAGCUGUUAACAAGAUUUUAGCGGAAAACGUUUGGUCCGGACUUCACACGAAUAUGUGCUACCCUAUGAAUUUGCAGGAUAUGUUAGCUCGUAUAUGAAAUUGUGUCUAUAGAUGAUUUCGAAAUCGAGUAUUGAAAGAAUUGUAGAUAAACAUUUUUUUUUCUCAACUUCAUUGAUAAAUGAAUUCAUGUUUUAC